UACGAUAAAAUUGAGAAAAUACGAGAAGCAGGAGAUCCGCCUUAACGUGAUAUUUUUGAUUGUGUAGUAAAUAGAUAUAAUCCGAAAUCAACAUUAUCACUGUUUGCAUAAUGUAAACUUAAUUCUGUAUUUAAAUCGUGCCCAAUCUGAGUGCCAAAUAGAAGAUAAAUGCGCUACGAAAACGAUCAUUUUCAGUGUAACUUGGUGUAUCAGAAGAGUUGGAUCUAUGUUUUGAGCCUGGCUGACUUGGUGAACUAGUUGCGGACUGGACGAUGAAUCGUGGCGUGUGGAAUUCUAAAGGAAAUUCCAAUCCUGUGGUCGGUGCAAAUAUCUUUUCUAAAUGGACGUUUUGGUGGAUGAGAGAUCUUUUUAAAACAGGAUACCGGCGACCAUUGAAACAGGAGGAUAUGUAUGAAAAUCAACCCGCUCUUAGUAGCGAAGAUCUGACUGAAAAGUUUGCUGGAUUAUGGAGGGACGAUCUACAAAACAAUAAGGAUCCCAGCAUCUUACGAAUCCUUUUUCGUGCAUAUGGAGUAAAGCUUUUUGUUAUGGCAUUUCUAUAUUGUGUUAUCGACACGGGAUCUAAAGUUAUACAAAUUUUAUGUUUCGGGCAACUCCUAUCUUAUUUCACGCCAGGGCAAAAGGAAAUAAGCAAGGACGGGGCUUGGCUAUAUGCGGCUGGAAUUGUGGCUCCAACAUUAUUGAAAGUGAUUACAUUUCAUCCAUUUAUGCUGUAUUCGUGCUCCAUUGGUAUUAAGAUGCGGCUAGGCUGCGCUGGGCUGGUGUACAGAAAAAUUCUGAAACUCUCAAAAGCAACAACGGAUACCGGAUUAAGUGGAAGAGCGAUCAACAUCCUUUCUAAUGAUUUAGGAGUACUUGAUUCCACUAUGACCUACGUUCAUGAUGCAUAUAGAGGACCUGUUGAAAUUUUCUUCUUUGGCUAUCUGAUGUACCAAGAGAUAGGGAUAUCUGCAGUCAUUGGAGUUGGAUUUAUGUUGCUGUUCCUCCCAGUUCAAGCAUUGGCUGCCAAAAAGACAGCAAGCUUCAGACGAAGAGCUGCUGCUCGGACUGAUAUCCGAGUAAAGCUUAUGAAUGAGAUCAUUCAGGGAAUCCAGGUCAUCAAAAUGUACGCCUGGGAGAAACCGUUUGCUGCUGUUAUUGCCAAAAUAAGAAAGUCUGAAUUGUCCGCUAUCAGAGGUGGGACGUAUAUCCAAGCAGCGUUGUACUCAAUUUACAUGAUCUCGGGGAUUUCAGUGUUUUUGAGUUUAGUCUCGUAUGUACUUUCUGGACAUCGCUUGACGGCAAAAAAUGUUUUCACAGUUUCCAGUUAUUUCAAUGCUUUGAUUGAUUCAUUUGUUCAGUGUUGGCCAAUGGCUUUAACAUGCUGGGCUCAAACUUAUGUCUCCGCGAGAAGAGUGAAGGAAUUUCUUCUUCAAGAAGGAAGUAUUGAUUAUAAAAUCGGAGAGGAGAGAGGGGACGGAUUCGGUAGGAUUGGAACGUCCAAAAGGAUAUUGGAUGAAAAUUCUGCUGAAAACGCCAUCAUAUUUCAAAACGUCUCAGCCGAUUGGGACAACAGAGACUCUGAAGAUAAAUUUAUAUUAAAAGGUGUCAACUUCGAAGUAAAAACAGGAGAGUUGAUGGCAGUGAUCGGACCAGUAGGGGCAGGCAAAACAUCUCUUUUGAAUGUGAUUAUAGGAGAGUUAAAUCUUCAAGAUGGAGAAGCUACUAUCAACGGGACCGUGAGUUAUGCAUCACAAGAAAAUUGGGUUUUCGAAGGCACCAUCCAGGACAAUAUCGUUUUCACGGAGAAUUUCGAUCAAUCCCGCUAUGACAAAGUCGUUGAAGCUUGCGCAUUAAGACCGGAUUUCAGUGUACUUCCCUACGGUGAUCAGACAAUUGUGGGUGAGCGAGGCAUAAGUUUAAGCGGUGGGCAGAAAGCGCGAGUCAAUCUUGCAAGAGCGGUGUACAAAAAGGCUGAUAUUUACCUUCUCGAUGAUCCUCUUUCCGCGGUUGAUACUCACGUCGGUCAUCAUAUUUUUCAACAAUGUAUCAAGCGAUUCUUGAAGGAUAAAACUUGCAUUCUUGUCACACAUCAGCUUCAAUUUUUAAAGGAUAUUGAACAUAUAUUAUUGAUAAAUGUUGGAAGAAUCCAAGCACAAGGCAGUUUCCAGGAUCUGCUGGAUAGGGAAAGUAGUAAAUUCCUAAAUGGGAUACAAAGCAGUGGCAGUGGGGAGCAGAAGAAGAAUCUAGAAGGCAAAGCAGAUGAACACGAUGAGAAAGGAUUCUCGAACAGAACAGCCCCUGUAAGCAAUGCAGCAGAUAGGGUUGAACAACAAGCUGAAGGAUCUGUUGGAGUUGAAGUCUACAAAUCAUAUUUUCGAACAAUGGACAACUGGUUCCUAUUUCUUGUAAUCAGUGCUCUAUUCUUCAUCACCAGAGCUUUGUUAUCUGGUGUGGAUUACUUUUUAUCAAGAUGGGUGAAUUGGGAACAAAGGGCUGCCUUUGAAAAUAUGAGCAUGGUAAAAAGUGUAUCCAUAAUUGAGGUGGAUACUGAAUUCCAGAAACAACGUAGCUCAUUCGUGUUGACCUAUUCAAUAUUGUUGGGACUUGCAUUCAUUCUGUUCCUGUCAAGAACCUAUGGGUUUUUCAUAAUGUGCUUACGCGUCUCUUUGAAACUGCAUGAGAAGCUAUUCCGAAGUAUCAGUGAAGCUACAAUGGAGUUUUUUAGCAGCAAUUCAUCAGGAAGAAUUCUGAAUCGGUUUUCAAGGGAUAUUUUCGCCAUUGACAGUGCGCUUCCGAGUUCGAUGCUCAGGUGUUUUGCGUUUUUCAUGGACAUAGCAGCUAUAAUUAUCAUUAUAGCCAUCGCGAACGUCUGGCUUCUAAUUCCUGCCGUUGUGAUUCUAGUAAUUUUCUAUAUUUUACGUGCCAUUUAUGUCUCUACAUGUCGUAGCCUAAAACGAGUGGAAUCCUUAGCUCGAAGUCCGCUUUAUUCGCACAUAAACCAAACAUUUCAAGGACUAACAACUAUUCGGGCCCUUUCUGCUGGAGACGUCCUAGAAAAGGAAUUCCAUGCCCUUGAGGAUAGGCAUACUUCAGCCUGGUACGUUUUCUUGGCGUCCACGAGAGCGUUUGCUCUUUGGCUUGAUAUGGUUUGUGUUUUGUACGUUGCUGCUGUGACAUUCAGCUUCCUUUCAAUUGAAGAUCAGUUUGAAAGUGGUGAUGUAGGGUUAGCUAUCAUGAACUCAAUUAACUUGAUUGAACUAUGUCAGCAAGGUUUACGGCGAACUGUUGAAGUAGAAAAUGAAAUGACUUCAGUUGAGCGAGUUGUGGAAUAUACUCAGAUUCCGCCGGAACCUAAUAUAGUUUCGUCUGACUUGUAUAAACGAAUGAAAACCUGGCCUCAGAGCGGUUCUAUUAAAUUUAUCAGCCUAAGCAUGAAAUAUGCUGAGAACAAGGAGUUUGUCUUAAGAGGUCUUAACUUUUCUAUCGACGACGGUGAAAAAGUUGGAAUAGUUGGAAGAACAGGAGCUGGCAAGUCAUCUAUUAUCCAAGCAAUAUUCCGGUUAGCAAAAAAUGAGGGAGUUAUUGAAAUUGAUGGUGUCGAUACCAACCUUUUGAGUUUGCAUGAACUACGAAGCAAGAUAUCAAUAAUUCCUCAGGAUCCAGUUUUGUUUUCGGGAACAGUUCGCUACAAUUUAGAUCCGUUUGGAUCCGUUGAUGAUCGGACAAUUUGGAAGGCAUUGAAAGAAGUCAGGCUCGAAGGAUAUGUUUCAAGCUUGCCAGGAGGGUUGGAAUCGAAUCUCUCCGAUGGAGGUUCGAACUUUAGUAUGGGACAAAGACAGCUGGUUUGCCUAGCACGGGCGAUACUCAAGAACAACAAGAUUCUUAUAUUAGACGAAGCUACAGCCAAUGUUGACCCGGAGACUGACCGACUUAUUCAGAAAACAAUUCGUAGCAAAUUUGUUGACUGCACAGUGUUAACUAUUGCUCAUCGGCUAAAUACUGUGAUGGACGUUGACAGGAUUAUUGUGAUGGAUAAUGGUCACAUUGCAGAAAUAGGGCAACCAUUUAUAUUGCUCAGCCAACGUGAAGGGUACUUAUCAUCUUUAGUUGAACGAACCGGUUUUACAACGGCAACUGUUUUAAGAAAUAUGGCAGAGGAAAGCUAUAGAAACAAAUUUAGAUGAUAUUUGACUUAAAACCAUGAAGUUUACAUCCAUUUGUGACUUUUCAGUAGUCUUCGUGUAUCUUAAAAUUGAUUGGAGCUUUUCUUCAAUUCACAAAGUACA
Molecule: messenger RNA, 4289 nt
Organism: Hermetia illucens (black soldier fly)
Lineage: Eukaryota; Metazoa; Arthropoda; Insecta; Diptera; Stratiomyidae
Product: probable multidrug resistance-associated protein lethal(2)03659
Exons: 7
Coding region: 273-4187 (1304 amino acids)
Biological process (GO): transmembrane transport
Cellular component (GO): membrane
Molecular function (GO): ATP hydrolysis activity; ATP binding; ABC-type transporter activity
Source: RefSeq, a predicted model, not a curated record